AUGCCAAUGAAAAAUCAAACCACAGUGACAGAAUUUAUUCUCCUGGGACUUUCCAGUGACCCACAGAUGCAGAUUUUCCUCUUCUCGGUGUUUUUAGUUAUUUACUUAAUCACUCUGGGUGCUAAUAUAGUGAUCAUGCUGGUGAUAAGAGCUGAUUCUCACCUUCACACCCCUAUGUACUUCUUUCUUUUCCAUUUAUCCUUUGUUGAUAUCUGCUAUUCUUCAGUCACAGUGCCUUACAUGUUGAGGAAUUUCCUAGCAGAGCACAAAACUAUUUCUGUCAAUGGCUGCAUUGCUCAGAUGUUCUUUAUCCUCCUCUCAGGUACAGCUGAAAGUUCCAUUCUCUCAGCCAUGGCUUAUGACCGCUAUGCUGCCAUUUGUGACCCAUUGCGUUACAUGCAGAGAAUGAGCAAAAGGAUCUGUGUUCAGCUGGUGAGUGGGGCAUGGACCACAGCCUUCUUUUAUGCCCUUCUUAACACUGUUUUUACUCUCAAGUUGCAUUUCUGCGGCUCCAAUCAAAUCCAUCAUUUCAUCUGUGAGCUCCCUCCUCUGUUACAACGGGCCUGCACUGACACCUUCACCAAUCAAGUGGUGCUUCUUACUUCUUUUGUGAUAUUUGGGUCAAGCUCCUUCCUCCUCAUGCUGAUCUCCUACAUUUACAUCAUCUCCACCAUCCUGAGGAUACGCUCUGCAGAGGGCAGGCGUAAAGCCUUCUCCACCUGCAGCUCCCACCUGAUUGUGGUUGGCUUGUUGUAUUUCACAGCUUUUUUCCAGUACACAAAAUCCAGCUCAGUCUCUUCUGUGGUGCUGGAUGAAAUAUUCUCCAUCCAGUACAGUGUCUUGACCCCCAUGUUAAACCCCAUCGUCUACAGCCUGAAAAGCAAGGAGGUGAAAACAGCUCUAAGGAAAAUGUUGGGGAAAUUAAAGUUUCUCAAGUAA
Messenger RNA from Mauremys reevesii (Reeves's turtle), 939 nucleotides. Its product is annotated as olfactory receptor 5V1-like. Gene Ontology annotation, molecular function: olfactory receptor activity; G protein-coupled receptor activity. The record is from RefSeq and is a predicted model, not a curated record. Lineage: Eukaryota; Metazoa; Chordata; Testudines; Geoemydidae. The transcript has a single exon. Gene Ontology annotation, biological process: G protein-coupled receptor signaling pathway. The coding region runs from base 1 to 939 and encodes 312 amino acids. Gene Ontology annotation, cellular component: membrane.